Ruditapes philippinarum (Manila clam) is the source of this 2242-nucleotide messenger RNA. RefSeq names its product kelch-like protein 24. Gene Ontology annotation, molecular function: protein binding. The record is from RefSeq and is a predicted model, not a curated record. The coding region runs from base 147 to 1886 and encodes 579 amino acids. The transcript is spliced from 2 exons. NCBI's taxonomy places the organism in Eukaryota, Metazoa, Mollusca, Bivalvia, Venerida, Veneridae.
CGACCAAAUCAGUAUCGAUAUCUUGCAUAUAUUACGGAAAACAAAUAUCGAUCCGUAGUUCCGUACCCAUUGGCGCAGAAUACUUGAUUCGUUUAAGCCAUUACAACACGGACUGUAAGUUAACAGCCUGAGUAUAGAAGAGCAACAUGGAUAACACAGUGAAGGAAGAGAUUACGAGAUGGAGGCACGUUUAUUUUUCGACACUUUGUCUUGGAUUGGAGCAGCAAUGGAAGAGUUCACAAUACACAGACACGACCGUGACUGUAGGGAAAAGAACGUUUGAAUGUCAUAAAGUGAUCUUAGCGGCGAUGUCGCCAUUCUUUGAGGCAAUGUAUCUAAGCGGAAUGCAGGAAAGUCAGAGUGGAGAAGUCACACUAAAGAAUAUAAACCCACAAACAUUUGAAAACAUUUUGAAAUUUAUAUACUCGGGUGAAGAUGUAAUCAAUACUGAAAAUGUGGAAAGUAUAUUGCAAGCUGCGACAAUGUUGCAGAUAAAAUGCUUGAAAGAAAGAUGUGAGGAGUUCAUGAUUGAAAAUGUGGAUCCAGAAAAUUGUAUAGCUACUUGGAAAUUAGCGUCUUCUCAUACGUGCAGUUUUCUUAGUAGAAAAGCAUUUAAGUAUGUCUUGUAUUACUUUCAAGACAUACAACAAACUUAUGAGUUUCUUAAUCUUGACUAUGAUGACGUACUAGCAAUUAUAAAAGACAAUAACCUCCGUACACCUAAUGAAGAAAGUGUUUGUGAGGCAGUAUUUAGAUGGCUAAAUCAUGAUUUAGACAACAGGAAACAAUACAUUGACAAAAUAAUGGAGCAUAUAAGACUACCACUAAUGCAGCCUGAGUAUUUACUGGAAACGUUGGACACUAACACAUUGGUGAAAGAAAAUGACAAAUGCAGAGAAUAUGUCGAGGAAGCAAAACGUUUUCACCUUUUACCUGCCAGGAGACAUGAAUUUGUUUCAGCAAGAUUAGUUCACCGUAAUCAAGCUGAAUAUGAAGAGAUGAUUGUAUGUAUUGGAGGAAACGUUCACCCGGAGAAAACAACAACCGAUGUAUUGUGUUACAGUAUGAAGAGGUUACAAUGGAUACGGCUUGCUUCUUUGCCAUAUGAUCUUGGUGUGGAAUUCGCCAUUUGCACAUAUGGGAACGCUGUGUAUGUUUCCGGCGGAAGUGAGGUACUUAAUGGAAUGGUUUAUCUUCACGCGCUUCAUAACAGGUGGUUUAAAUGUAGACGUAUGUUGAUUGGUCGGAGGCGGCAUUGCAUGGUAGCUGUUGGAGAUUCUUUGUAUGUUUUAGGUGGUUAUGAUGAUGAAGCCGAGGAAGGAUACAAUACCCUGAUAAGUGUUGAGAAGUUUGGGGUAAUGAGCGGAAGCUGGGAGGAUUGUGGCUAUUUGAUUUCUCCUGUAAGAUCAGCUUCAGCGUCUGUCUUGCAGGACAAAAUAUAUGUCUUUGGGGGAUUAGACGGUGAUGGAGUCACUACAUCGGCUGUGCAAUGCUUUGACACACGUGUCAGAACAUGUACACAUUUGACUAACCUCCCGUCGCUAUCUGGCAUGUCGUCUGCUGUGGUUUGCAAUAAAACGACAUAUUUAGUUUUUCCUUCUGGGGAAGUUUUGAAAAUGAACGGAACUGGAGAAAGAUGUGGCGAAAUAGAAAGUGCUGGAAACAUUGAAAAUUUCGACCGUUGGGGUUUUGGAAUUGUGCAGCACGAAGGAAAAAUCUUUAUAAUUGGAGGAAUAGAUUCAUCUGAUAUCUUUGACGAGAUCAUUAUAUUUGAUCCAACAACAGGUGAAAGAGCAGAUUCAGGUGGCCAUUAUAUAAGAAGACCAAUGUUUGGAUUUGGCUGUGCUAAAGCAACUAUUCCUCAAAGUGUGUUCAGAUUGUCUUGACGACUGCUGAUUGACACCAUGCAGUUUGAUUGGUGCUAUAGUUGCCAAUAUUGCCGUAACUACAAACACAUCUGAACAUGGUUGCAUAUUUAAACUUUUUUCUACUAUUUUCGCCAAAACAGUUGUAAAAAUUAAUUCUUAAUACAAUUUCCUAUUCUUUUUAUAAACACAAUUUGCAAAUAAAUCUGGACACAAAGUGAUCCCUCGGAAGUUAUCCUGUGAAAAAAUAUCGUAAAUCUGACGAUAGUUUGCAGUCCUUGUACAAAACUAUGAUAGUUACUUAACAGAUGUGUUGCGUAUACUUUAAAUUGUUUAAUUGUUCACCAGCUCUUUUUGUUGAUUAAAAGUGUUUUAGA